AUGGAUAUACAAUUAAAAGUAGCAACAUUGAAUUGUUGGGCUAUAAAAGUACCUCUUUUUGGUUCAAAAGAUCGUGAAAAAAGAAUAAAAGCAAUUGCUGAUUAUUUGCAUGACUCAGAUUAUGAUAUUGUAGCUUUUCAAGAAUUAUGGGCUGAAUCUGAUUACAAUUAUAUAUUAGAUGUUGUUAAAAAGAUUUUUCCAUUUACUCACUAUUUUCAUAAUGGUUAUACUGGUUCAGGAACUUGUAUUUUUAGUAGACAUCGAAUAAUUUCAACUUUUAAACAUUGUUAUUCAUUAAAUGGAUUUGCUCAUCAUAUCCAUAGAGGAGAUUGGUUUGGUGGAAAAUUAAUAGGAAUGGCAGAAAUUCAAGUGGGAAGUAUUAAAAUUGCUUUAUACACAACACAUCUUCAUGCAGAAUAUGAUAGAAAAAACGAUACAUAUUUACCUCAUAGAAUUAUUCAAGCAUAUGAAGUUGGUCAAUUUGUAAGAUACUCUUCUAGAGGAGCUGAUGUUGCUAUAGUUACAGGAGAUUUUAAUAUUGAACCUGAUGAUUUGGCAUACAAAUUAAUAAUGGAUAUUGCUGAUUUAAAAGACUCAUGGAUUGAGAAACCAAAUUAUGUAGAAGAUUCUGGAAUGACUUGUGAUAGACAUGAUAAUUGUUAUACUCAUUCUAGUUUAAUUAAAGAAAAUCCAAAAGGAAAACGAUUAGAUUAUAUAUUUUUUAAAGAAUGUGUUGGAAAUAUUUCACUUAUUUCAUGUGAGAAUUGUUUUGAUAAAAUUCCAGGCACCAAUACAAAUUAUUCUGAUCACCUUGGUGUUGUAUCACAUUUUAGUAUUAAAGAAGCCGUCCGCCAAAUCCCUGAAAAUACUGCUCUUACCCUAGAUUAUGAUAUGAUGAAUGAAGCUUUACAUAUUCUUGAUAAAGGACAACGACGUGCUAUGAAUGACAGAAAAAUAUUCUCUUUGUCUUCAUUUUUUUUAAUUAUAAUUCUUAUAAUAUCACUUUGGUUUGAUAAUAUAUUUGGUUUUCGUAUUAUAAUGGAUGUUUUAAGAUUCAUUACAGCAAUAGUUUUUGCCUUUUUUGUUUGGCAUACAUUAGUUAUUCUAAGAAUUGAAUUAAAAGGACUGAAAGAAAGUAGAGCCACUUUUAAAGAAUUGAUGCAUAAAAGUCCUGAAAGUAUCAAUGACAAUCUAUCAGGUGAACUUUCUGCUUAA
Strongyloides ratti is the source of this 1215-nucleotide messenger RNA. Its product is annotated as Sphingomyelin phosphodiesterase 2. Gene Ontology annotation, cellular component: cytoplasm. Gene Ontology annotation, molecular function: sphingomyelin phosphodiesterase activity. Bases 1 to 1215 code for a protein of 404 amino acids. NCBI's taxonomy places the organism in Eukaryota, Metazoa, Nematoda, Chromadorea, Rhabditida, Strongyloididae. The record is from RefSeq and is a predicted model, not a curated record. The transcript is spliced from 3 exons.